Planococcus citri (citrus mealybug) is the source of this 6559-nucleotide messenger RNA. Its product is annotated as integrator complex subunit 1-like. Gene Ontology annotation, cellular component: integrator complex. The record is from RefSeq and is a predicted model, not a curated record. The transcript is spliced from 30 exons. Bases 363 to 6407 code for a protein of 2014 amino acids. NCBI's taxonomy places the organism in Eukaryota, Metazoa, Arthropoda, Insecta, Hemiptera, Pseudococcidae. Gene Ontology annotation, biological process: U2 snRNA 3'-end processing.
UUUAGCACAACGUGAGAAUUCCCAGGUGCAAUUAUGACGUCACGUUUUGAUUUGAAAGUUCAAUAUUUUUUUAUCAAAAAAUUCUCAGAAGAAACAGAGGGGAAGGAAACGAAAAAGCCGAUCGUGAAAUCCAGGAAAUAAGAGCAGGAUGUUGAUGAAGUUGUUGUAAGAUUCGAUAAUCUAGCAUGGAGCUUAUGUUUCAAGUGUUUCAUCUUCAUCAAACUUUUUAUAAGUACUAUAUCAUCCUAAUCGCAAUUCUUGAGUUAUCAUAUCACUGCACUUGUCUUGGACUUCUUGCAAACUUGUAAACAACAUUCUUUCAAUGAACCUGUGAUUUUUAUUCAUUCCGUAUCUGUAUCAGUAUGGAUCGAGGAAAAGCCGGAACAGGUCGUGGGAGUAAGAGCAAAACUCCCCAGUUUCCUAGUGACCUGUACGUUCUCGGUCCCAAAGGUGCUCGAGCUGAAGGAAAUGAACCAAAAAGACCUGUACCUGUUCAGACCAAACCUGGCCCAAGCUUAUCUUUAGCAGAUAGAAGACGACUUGGUGGUUCAACAUGCGGACCUUCGAUGUCAGCUACUGUUCAACCGGCGAAAAAACCCAAACUUGCUAGUUCUGUUUUAUCAAGACCAGAAACGUUGACUGCUCCUUCUACGUCGCAAGAUGCAACCAAAUCAUGGGAGCUCGCUGCCGUCGAUAUCGAAGCCGUAGAUUUAGUACCUACAAUAGAAGCUGCCAAAGACAAAGACGAGCAUGAAAAAAUAACUGCUGUACUUUGUGGUGCUUUUAAGCUGCUGAAAGGGUCGAAAUUUAAAUCAGAUCCGAUUUUAACCAAUGGAUUAUUUUACCUGGCCAAAAAAUGGCCUUCUAUGUUUACCAAGAAACCAGUAUUUAAUGCGUUAUGUUCAAUCCUGAGAAAGGAAUCGCAGACGUUGAGCAAAACGAAAAUCACAGUCACUAAUGUUACUUUGAUCGCCAAUCUUUUAUAUCUAGCUUACCAAAAUACCGAACAUUGGCCUGAAACGAUAAUGAGGCUGUAUGUCGAAGAUGCUAUAAACAAACGAAUAUGGGUGGAUAGUGAUCAAUGCAAGUGUAUCGUAGACAAUAUAAUUGCCAGUGCGAAAACUAUUCCAUCACCUCUGUUGGAUUUGGAUUCUGGCACUCGUACUGAUUUAGAUGAAGAUGUUAUCGAUAUCACUGAGAAGAAAAAAGAAUACGUUGUUCUCUCUCGUUACGAAGAAAGUGAAAUAGUAAAUAUAGUUACUGAUGUGACCAAAGAUCAACAAGGAAUUACUCAAAAUUAUUUGAAAUUUCUUAGCACCAUGUGCGGUAUUACUGAGAUAAGAACCAAAGCUGCCCCAAAAUUGGAAAGCUGUCUGAUCAAUCCAAAGCUAAAAAGAAACGCUCAAGAACUUUUAAUGUCGAUUUGCGUCAAUUGUACUUCGAAUACUCCUGAAGAUAUUGAAAUUGUGGGACAAAUCGUGAAAAUACGUUUAAAAACCAAAGAUUUGAGUGGAUUUUACUUAGAGUGUAUCAAAGAACUUAUAGAAGCACACAGUAAAAAUCUUUCCACCGUAUUGAAGCAAAUAAUUAAUAACGAAUUAAUUGCCGUAAGAAAUCCAAAUAAUAUGCCCAUGAUGGCAAUUUUAUUUCAAGCUGAACCAAAACAAUUUGCUACCAUUUUAUCGGAAAUAUUCUUGGAAUAUUUGAUUAAUCGCGAGGAUUAUCUGAGAGCACUGCGUUGUCUGCUUCGUGAAGUUACCAAAUCUCUGAAACCAGAAAAUCCUGGAAAAAAAGAUAAACCAGAAUUUCAUUUGCAAGAUUUUGUUGGUGGUCUAAUGAGACCGUUUAAAAUCGAACAGAAAGAUUUACAAUUUAAAGAUAAAGUUUUCAAUUCGAUCGCUGAUUUAGUUACGUUGUGUAUUUUCCUGACCACCUUUCCUCUGAUUAGAUCAGAAAAAAAGGAUUUAGAACAAAUUAAAAAUAUGCAAACUACAGUAGCCAAUAUUCAAAGUGAUGCUGUUCAAUGGUUCUUUAAAACUGCUUAUAAUGAUUAUAAACCAUCUACGAAUGAUUUCGUCCAUGCUUUGCAUAAGGUUGUAUUUAUGGAACCCGCUGAACAAUAUUAUAAAGUUGAUAAUUGGCCAGAACAAGAUAGAGCCUUAUUUAUUCGAUAUGCCACUGAAGUGCCACUGCUUCAAGAUACUGUAUUGACUAUCCUCGCUAUCGGUCUAUCGAAAGAAUAUCCGUUAUCUUGCGCCGAUGCUUUAGAAUUGGUGGAGCAACUUAUAAAAAGAGCGUCGGCUCUGACAUUCAAUUUGAGUAUUCCAGUUUUACCAGCGAGUAAACUCGAACUGGUCGAUUUACUUUUCAACUCGAGCGCUUAUCGACACCCGGAAAAUAUCGAAUUACCGACCGGUUACGUUCCGCCCGAUUUAGCCAUUAGUAAUCUGUACUGGAAGUCGUGGAUAAUCCUUUUAAUUUACUGCGCCCAAGUGCCCGACGUAUUUGGAAAUUUAGCUUGGGAGAAAUAUCCAACUUUACGAAUUCUUAUAGAGAUGUGUAUCACGAAUCAUUUCGUUUUUCCUCAAGCCAACGACGAUUUGCAGUUUUUGGCUCUAGAAAAACAGAAAAUAUUGGAAUUUGAAACGCAUCUCGCCGCUGCUUCCACCAAAAUGAAUAUCACCGAGUCGACGAGUUUAUUAUUGAGUCAACUGAUCACAAUGGAUCCAAUGGGUUCUCCUAGGAGACCUCCUAGUGUGGUUUUAGAUCAACUUCAACAACUGAACGUUAAUCAAAAACUGGGUCAUUUGCUGUGCCGAUCGAGAAGUCCUGAUUUUCUAUUGGAUAUAAUCAGGAAACAAGGAUCGUCUCAAUCUAUGCCUUGGUUGGCUGAUUUGGUGCAAAAUAAUGAAGGAUCUUUCAAUCAUUUACCAGUCCAAUGUUUAUGCGAGUUUUUGCUCAGUUCCAACGAAAAGCAACAAGGAAAAUACCAAGAAUUACUCAAACAUCUGCAAACGCUGUUAACCGAUGCGAAUAAAAAUCCGAAUAUCGUUUGCGAAAUUUUAGACCAUUUUCUCCGUCGACUGGGAUCUCACGCGAAUAAAGAACAGGCCAUUUCGGGUCUUAAACUUCUGCUGAGUACAUUCGACAAGGAUGAAAUGGAAACUGAAAAUUUAAAGACUCACGGAGCUCAAAGCUUGUGGAUUUUGAGUAAAUUGCCGAAAAUUCCUCAUUUUCAAGCCGCAAAACCUCAAAUCGUAUGUGCUUUGAGAGAAGCUUGCCAAGUAGAAAACGAUCCCGAAUUGAUCACUUCCUACUUGAGAUUUUUAGCUCAACAUGCCGCUUCUUCUAGUUCAGAUUUAAUAGAAAUGACUGCUCUAGUCUUAGACAUGGCUCAAUUAAUCGUAGAACGUAGCAUUAUAAUGCCAGCUGUAUUACGUUCAACAGACGAAACAGACGUUUUUAGAAACGUUGCGCUGAAAUCGUUGCUAAAGAUUUUCCAUACUUAUUUAAACAAGGCUCGUGAAUCGCGUAAAAAUAUCCAACCUGUGACUGAAAAUCAAGAGCAAAUAUUAUUGAUAUGUUGGUCUAGCGGUGAAAAAGUCACCUUGUAUAACUUGGUCGUCUACGCAGUGAUUAUUUUAUUGACCUAUGGGAAGCAAGGAUUGGGUAGUUCGCAGCGUUAUUACGACAACUUGAUGAGCAUGUGGUUCCCGGAUGAAAAAGAAUUAAUGCCGAAGGCUUAUUUAGUCGAUACGUCCGAAGAAGUGUUAUAUAUACCGGAUUGGCUGAAACUUCGGAUGAUUCGUUCGGAUAUACCGCAAUUAGUAACCGAAGCCUUAAAUGAUCUGGAACCGGCUCAAUUAUUCUUGUUCAGUCAAUCGUUUGGUAUACCGAAGACAUCUAUGAGUAAACUUUUGGAAAAACUUGACGACGAAAUAAAGAACGAAAAAGUCUCAUUAUCCGAUAUAGCGAUCGAUAAAGCUUAUAUGAUUCAGUUCGUCGAUGUCCAACAUCGAAGAGGCGUUACCGGAGGCGAUAUUCUAGCGAAUGCUAUAAAAACCCUCGAUCCCGAAUUAUCGAUCCCUGAAUCACCUCAAAUCAAAAAAAUCGAUCUCACAGAUCAUGAUCUUGAAUUCGUCGAAGCUCCAGUUACCGAUCUUCCUGACGAGGAAAUAAAACAAAUUAUCGAAAAUUUACACAUUAAUACGAAGAAAGCGACCGGGCUGACUCCAAAUAUGAAAGAGAAUCGACAAAAAUUACUUCAAAAGUUAUCUCACGAAUUGGCGAAUAAUUCGAAGUCAUUUUCAUUAAUAAUAGACACGUUACGAACUAGUCUCAGUGAUACGUUUUUCAUCAACGAAUUGGUGAAUAAUUUCCAUUAUCCUAGUCACGUUUUUAGACUGUUGACAACGUCUUGCGAUAAAGAUUACGUGAAAUCUUUGAGCUCGAUAGCGAAAACUAUUUUAAAAUGCGAAGCAGCUAAGAAAAAACCUAAAAAUCCCUUAGUGGUAAUGUUGAGAACAUUUUUGAAUAAACACAGCUGCGAAGAAUUGUCUCCUGCUAGGAAACCGUCCAGUGAAACGGAUUCUUUGGAUGUAUUUGAAAACUGUACCGUAGAUCAAUUGGAACGGAUUGGUAAAAAAUUAAUGGAUUCUGAAAUGACGAAAAUUCACGGCGAUAAGAAUGUUGUAGAAGCAGUGGCCAAUCUUAUUACACGAACUGACUGUAAAUAUAAAAACGGUAUUGGGCUGUUUAUCGAUUGGCUGAUUCAAAUGGAGCCGGAAAUUAUCGGGUCUUCGUUAGAAUUACAGCUAAAUAUGUUAUUUUCUCAAAAAUCCAAUACUCAAUGGGAAUCGAUUCAGAUAUGUCGUCCGUACUUAUUGACCUUGUUGACCCAUCAUGCCAGCUGGACGACGUUAGAAAAGGCUUUAUCAUCUUUACUAACUCUUGAAUCGACUAAAAAGUACGAUGCUACAGCUGUGCUAGAAUUUCUAUGGGCCUUAGCUCGUAAUCCUCGGUUAUGGCAAGGUCGAGAGAAACAUACGCCGAAACAUCAGCAUUCCAUUGAUGUUCUGUCGUUGACCGAAGAACAGCUAAUUUGCGUCAUCGAAUACAUCGUCUUGGAAGUAGAAUCGUACGGUUGUAAUGAAAUAGGUUUGAGUAAAAUGAGCAACAGAUUAUCGCAACUUGUCGAAUGCGCAAUCAAACCAAACAACUCGAAAAUUUUAAUCUCCAUUAUCAAUCAUUUAAACGAAGAAUCCAAACUUUCCGAAAUUCGUGCUAAUAUUUGUCGUAACGUGGUUGCUCACUUAUAUUUGAGAGUUCCUAGAGUUAUUACCUUAUUGAAUGAAAUGCAAUUAUCGAUCGAUUUCGAAACAAUUUCCAAAGCUGAUCGAGAUAGCAGUAUUUUAGAUGUUAUGUCGCAUACCGUAUUAACUUCGUUCAUUACCAAUACUCAAGUAAAAGAAUGGCCAAAACGAGCUCAAGAAUUAGAAUAUAUUAUUAGGAAAAUGGCCGCAAAUCAUCCUAGAUUGCUCCUCAGACAAAUACGUAUUUUAGAAACAUCUUUGAUGGGCAGAGUUCAUUUAGAAUGGCCAAUAUUCCGUUCGAGGAAUCAUUUAUCACUUUUUCAACAUGUUGUCGGAUUUUUAGAAGUUUUACAACCUCAUUUAUUUUCUCCAGAAUUUAGCGAACCUCUGUAUUUGAUUUUUGACUGCUAUUUAAAUCUUUUCAAGAAUCAUGGCAGUGAAGUUACCGCAGUGAUGAAUAGAUUCGUUAUUCUUUUGCAAAAUUUCAUCAGUCAUGACACGAAACAAGCGAUGCUAUUUUUACAAAGUCGUUCGUCGGUUUUAAGAGAGCUAGAAGUAGACUAUCCUUGUAUAGGUAGUCUGUGUAUUUUAAUGGCCGGCAUGAGAGACAUGACAGACGGUAAAGAAAUCCUAAUCGCAACUUCAGCGCCUCAUGAAAUGGAUUCGUCUCAAUGGAAUUCGAUCAUCAAUUCCUUCAAAAAAGAAGACCCAUCGAUAGCGUUGAACGAACUAGAUCACGCAUUAUUCCGUAAACCAGCUCUAGUCGAACCUAUACUAGAACGUUUGUUUCCUCUUCUUCACGAUCCAUCGAAUGAAAAUCGCAAAAUUGCUCAUUCUUUGUUGGCAAGGUGCGUCAAACAUAAUCCCAACACUGCACCGAGAAUUGUUCCUGCUGUUUUCAACUGCCUUCAUUCGAGUAAUCCUGACGUUAUUGAGUCUGCUUGCGACAGAUUACCCGAGUUGAUUGUUUGUUCUCAAGAGAACGCUUUACCUAUUUUACGUCAACUGUUUUCUUUAGUUAUUCGAAAUGGUAUCGACACAGUACCAUGUAUUACGAAAUCGAUAGCUCUACUCAAUUUGCAAUCAAGUUGUUAGGAAGAUUCUAACUUUUUGACCAAGAGAAGUUUUACGAAGACUUUUUUAUACGUUUAUUUUUUGUUCGUUUUAUUUUCUUAAGUCUAGUUUGAAAACUGAUGGUAACAUUAGUAUAAAUAUUUUAACAGUAAUUAAAUUACCUGUUUCGUUGA